AUGGCGGACAAAGAUCUGCGCAAAGCAGACGUUACUAGCAUUCUUAUUCCCCUGAAAAUGCCAGUUGGUGACAGAAGUUAUAAGGUUCUCGUUAAUCAGCAGGAAAUACCGUUUAUUGCAUCUAAUCGAGUCCUCAUUACCAACUUCUUGAUGAAAAAUUACCCUAACACUUCUGACACAGAUCCAAUCUAUGUUGAUAUGGACUUGGUGCGAAAUCCACACACAACUGUUACCCAUCCAACACCAAUUAGUUGUAGCAGCCAAAGUCGGGCAUCAACAAACCCAUCACCACUUGCAUGUAGCAGCCAAAGUGGGCCAUCAUCCCAGACAACACCAGUCAGCUGUAGCAGCCAAAGUGGGCCAUCAACCCAGACAACACCAGUCAGCUGUAGCAGCCAAAGUGGGCCAUCAACCCAGACAACACCAGUCAGCUGUAGCAGCCAAAGUGGGCCAACAAGUUCAAGAUAUGAGUGGGGAGUUGGUGUAACUAAGAAACUACUUGUGACAAUUAAAAGCAAAAGUGCCAAAUUUGAGGAGGCUAAAAACAAAAGGAGUGUAUGGUCGACGAUUGCAGAGGAACUUGGGAUGAACCACAUCACUGGGGAUAAGUGCAGGGAGAGGUACUACACACUCAAGAAAGCAUACAGGAAAUUUGUCGAGGACUCCAAAAAAACUGGAAACAAAAGGCCCAAACCAUUCAUCUAUACAGAACUAAUGGCCGACAUAGUGCAGGACGAUCCCACAUUCAUUCCCGUUGCAGCAAAAGGCACCCUUGUCUCACCAAUGGAAUCAGAUGCAGAUGAAAGUGAUGAUAAUGGUUCAGUUCAGCAAAAGAAAAAGAAGAAGAGCCAACCAGAAGAUGCAGAUGAAAGUGAUGAUAAUGGAUCUGUUCAGCCAAAGAAGAAGAAGAAGAAGAGCCAGCUAGAGGAACUGAAGGAAUACAUGCAAGAGCGCGAUGAAAGAUUUAUACAAGCUCUCGGCUCUAUGAACGAAAAACAAAAUAAAUUAAUGGAGAAGCUUAUUGAGAAACUAUAACUAACUGAAUACACGCUGUACUAUUAAAAUUGUGCUCUUAAGCACAAGUUGAUGCC
Molecule: messenger RNA, 1091 nt
Organism: Ruditapes philippinarum (Manila clam)
Lineage: Eukaryota; Metazoa; Mollusca; Bivalvia; Venerida; Veneridae
Exons: 2
Coding region: 1-1035 (344 amino acids)
Source: RefSeq, a predicted model, not a curated record